UUAGUGCUUCUGUGUCAUGCUGCCGGCUUUCUCUGUUCCAGCAGUCAGCAAAGAAUAAGGAGGGGAGGUGCAGCUUUGAUCCCAGGGGAGGGCCCAUGCCAGAGAAAGAGAUGAGCAAGCCAAGCAGAAAGCAAGAAAGAGUUACAUAGAAGAGGAGUUUCUUUUCAGACAUCCAGAAUUGUUAGCAUCGGAGAUACUAGCUGUUUCUGCUCCAUCCUAUCCCGCUCAGUCAUCUGGUUCAGCACCAUAAAGGAGCAGACAGCUCCCUGCGAUAGUAAAUAGGUAGCAGCUCAGCACAUGAGCUCCUAGGAUCCUAUUAUCAAACAGCAAAUCUGUGUAAAGUCUGCAGCUCCGUAGUAUCAAACAUACUUUGGCUACCAGGGGAUUCUCAAGCACAAUGUACCAGGGACAUAUUCAGGGGAAAAGCUCUAGGGAGGCAGAUAAAGCUGUUGCCAUGGUGAUGAAGGAGAUACCGAGGCACCCGUCUGGUGAAGAAAAGCCCCUCCUUUCUAUGACAUCACAGUUGGUAAAUGAGCAGCAAGAAAGCAGACCUCUCUUGAGUCCAUCUAUUGACGACUUUCUCUGUGACACCAAAUCAGAAGCAAAACCCAGGCCUGUGACUUCAAAUACAGCAGGGCUAGACCUUCUGGACUUAAGUGAACCUCUUCCUCCUACACAAAGUAAAGGGAAGAAGGCUGAGGCUGCAUUAAAGGGAGAAUCCUCCAGGUCGCAGUCCAUUAAGAAGAAGGUGGAUGAGUCUGAACUAAUUAAAGCUGAGGCUGAAAAGACCAUAAAGACUGUCAGAAUUCCAGAAAAGACCACUUUAGAUUUGGUACACAUUCAGAUGCAGCUGGAAAAAUGGGGCGAAGGGCGUUUGCGUGGAGAUAAAGGCAGCGAGGGUCUUCAAAACCUGGAAAGAAAAUCAUCUAAAGAGAUUUCAAAAGAGAUCUUGUGGUCUACAGAUGUUAGAACGCAAUCCAGUAGAGGAAGUAUUGUGGCAGAAAAUGAGAAAAUAUCUGAGCUUGAACUCGCAACUGCCCCAAAAGGACUGACUAGAGAAUCUCGACUGGGGGGUGCCUUCCUGUCCAGGAACCAAUCUUUAGAAGAAGAAUUUGAAAGAGCAAAGGCUGCAGUUGAGUCAGACACUGAAUUUUGGGAUAAGAUGCAAGCUGAAUGGGAAGAAAUGGCAAGAAGAAACUGGAUUUCUGAAAAUGGAGACUCGCCAAGUCAAAGUGGAAGUUCAAAAGAAACGGGGUAUUAUUUCCACACAGAAAACCCUUUCAGGGAAUGCUCCGGGGCUUUUGAAGAGGGGAUGAGGAAACUAAAAGAAGGGGAUUUACCUAUUACUAUUUUAUACCUAGAAGCUGCAAUUCUGCAGGAUUCCAGUGAUGCUGAGGCCUGGCAGUAUCUUGGUAUAGCCCAAGCAGAAAAUGAGAAUGAGCAGGCAGCUAUCAUUUCACUCCAGAGGUGCUUACAGCUACAACCAAAUAACCUAAAAGCUCUCAUGGCCUUAGCUGUCAGCUUCACCAAUAUUAGACACCAGCAAGAAGCUUAUGAAGCACUGAAUAAGUGGGUUAAGCAAAAUCCCAGAUAUAAGCACCUUGUGAAGGGCAAGUCCCCAGCACUCACCAGGAGAAUGUCAAAGGCCGUGUGUGACAGUGUAUCCUUGGAAGAGGUGAAGGAGUUAUACCUGGAGGCAGCACACCAGAAUGGGGAACUCAUAGAUCCUGAUUUACAAACAGGACUGGGGGUCUUGUUCAAUCUCAGUGGAGAAUAUGACAGAGCGGUGGAUGCUUUCAACUCUGCCUUAGUGGUCCGACCAGAGGACUACUCAUUAUGGAACCGUCUUGGAGCAACACUGGCAAAUGGAGAUCGGAGUGAGGAAGCAGUAGAGGCCUAUUCCAGAGCACUUGAAAUACAGCCUGGCUUCAUCCGAUCCAGAUACAAUUUAGGAAUAAGCUGCAUUAACCUUGGGGCUUACAGGGAAGCUGUCAGCAACUUUCUCACAGCCCUAAGCCUCCAGAGAAAAAGUAGGACUCAACUGAAAAUUCAGCCACCUGUGAGCUCAGGCAACAUUUGGGCAGCAUUAAAAAUAGCUCUUUCCAUGAUGGACCAACCAGAGCUUUACCAUGCUGCCAAUGUGGGAGAUUUGGAUAUCCUCCUGAGAGCUUUUAAUAUAGAAUCUUGAAGGUAUGCCCAUUUAUGAGACAAUCAGAAAGGAUGUUUUUCAUUGCAGACUUCAGACGGAUGUCAUAUUCAGUACUUCCAUUAGAACAACGAUAACCUGGCUUUACUCACUCUGUCCCCAAAGACUGUCAUGCUAUGUCUGGCACAAAAAGCACAAAACCCUGGGGGCAUGGUAAAGAACCUUAAUAUGAAUGUACAGAUGAGAAGGAAAUUUUCAUGACUGCUUAUUUACAUAUAUAUAACUAAGAUAUUAAACUACUGGUUUUUAGUUUAGCGACUGAUGCUCGUGGUUUCUAGGAUAUCUGCAGGCACCUGCUAAAGAAGAUUAGCCCAGACACAUGGAAUACCUCUUCCCUUCUUGGCUGGAUGCCUGCAUGUGGAAGGUGCUGUGUGCACAGUUACUCAUUAGAAUCACCUUCAUACAGUGAAGGAGAAGCCUUGAUUGGUGCAUGAUCACUGCAUAACUUUAUAUUGCUCUUCGUGUCUAGUUCAAUUAGACAUAUGCAUAAAUAAGGCAUAGUUCUGCUAUUACAGUUACUAAGCGAAAUGCAUCUAUAUAUAUAUUUAUACCAUCUACUUAAUAUAUCAGGACUAUAGCCUAUACCUUUAUAAAACAGAAGCAAAAGGGUCUGUCACUCAAAAAUACUAUUUGCAGAUUUUGUUGUUUCAAUGUCUUGUUUUUUUUGGUUGGCCAGAUGCCAGGUAUUUAAGGGAAUGGUUAAUUAUUAGGAGUGGUAAGUGGCACUAAUUUCUUGCCCACUAUUACACAACCAAAUAUUGAUUUUUAUUACAGUAUUUUGUAAAUACUAAACUCUUAUUCUAGAAUUACAACCCCUGUGUGGAUGCAUAGCCAAGGUGCAUUUGCCCAAACAGAAAAGCAUCAGUCUGCCCCAUGAAGAUCAAGUUGAAAAAAUCAGUAUGUUCGUUCACUUAUCACUGAAGUACUGAAUGCCAGUAGCUAGCUGGGCAAGUACUUGUACUUUAAUGACACUGCAAGGUGGACAGUGGACAGGUGUCCCUCAGCCUGUGGAGACUACAGUGCUGUUUGUAUAGAGUGUAGACAAAAAAGCAGAAAACUUAAAUUCACCUGCUUGAACAACAUCUCAUUUAAAAAAAAAAACAGAGUAUAAAUGUGAAUUUAGUUCCUUUGUUGCUUUAACCCUCUCUUCUCUGACAGCUUUUCACUAGGUGAUGAAAUAUCUGCCAUUAAGAACAUUAGUGGGGCACUAGUGUUGGGUGAUCACGCCUGGGCCAAGUUUGUAGUUGCAGUUUAUCCCACGGUUGGGUUGAGGUCAGGUCUCUGUGUUGACUAAUCAAGUUCUUUUACACCCAUUGCAGCAAAACAGUCUGCAUGGACCAUGCUUUGUGCAUAGGGGCAAUAUCAUGUUUAACCAGGAAAGGACCUGCCCUAAAGUGUUGCCACAGGGUAGAAAGGAUUGCAUUGCUUAGAUGUUGUAGCAUUAAGAUUUGCUUUCCCUGCAUUAAUGGGUCACAGCCCAUGAAAACAGGGCCGGAUUCUGUCACUCGCAUAUGGAGCAGUGGGGAGAGGAUGAGCUAAAGUUUCAGUGCGGCAUGCCGCCCCUAAAUUCAUGCUGACCUGGCCACAAAUCCGGGCCUCUAUGAAAAGCAAGCCCAGAAUGUUAUCCCUCCUCCACCAAACUUCACAGUUGGAAUCAUUAGUACUCCAGAGAACAAGUGGCCACUGUUUCAAUGCUGAUAACCUUUGCACCACUCCAGACAUUAUGGUGUAGCUAAUGACCCAUAAAAAACAUGCACCCAAACUAUAGUUCUUGUACUGAUGUUGCAUCCAGGGAUAGAAUCAAACAGGGCAGCAUGAUCCAACUGAGGAUAGCAUUACAAGAUCCCUUCACUUAAAAAAACUUGAAUCAAGUAUAAAGGUUAAUAUGUAGUUUAGAAAUCCUUUUAUUUACAAAUCCAUAUAGUUUAUAUUUUCCUUAAACCCGUACCACCAGCUCUCCAAUCCCCACAUUCAAAUUCUGUAAUCCAAGUCCCCUCCUAGAAUACCAUAUACAAAGCAGCCAUAUUUAAAAUCAGCCAUUUCUUCUUUACCAGCAUCAGUUUUUGGUACCCAGCUGUUCAAAUAAGCUUCACUGCCCAAAUCUAUAUUGACAUAUCGUGUUCUCUGAUUCAUCCUGACAGCAAAUUAGAUAAGCAGCACCCAGUGAGAAUAUGUUCUGCUUUGUUUACCUUUCCUGCACUGUGCCUCUUAUAUACCUCCUAUAUUAUAUAGUGCCACAGGUGCAAGCACACUUUACAUUGUCAGCUGCUGGCAGUAAUGAACAUUUAAUACAUGUUUGUAUUGAAAGUACCUACCUUUCAUUCUUCUGCUAUCCAGCCUGACAUGCACACUGCCUUCUGAUGUCAGCAAACAAUAAUCCGAAUGCCCUACUGAAUUUUCUUGUUUGUGUGUAUGUUCUUAAAGGGAUAGUUCACCUUUAAGUUAGCUUUUAAUAAGUAAUAGAAUGGCCAAUUCUAUGCAACUUUUCAAUUGGUCCUCAUUUUUUAUUUUGUAUAGCUUUUGAAUUAUUUGCCUUCUUCUGCUGCCUCUUUCCAGCUUCCAAAUGUCACUGGCCCCAGCAGUCAAAAAACUAUUGCUUUGUGGGGCUACAAUUUCUUUUUAUUACUUAUUCUUCUGUUUAGUCCCUCUCCUAUUCAUAUAUCAGUCUCACUGUCUCAAACUACUAGGUAAAUUGCACUCUGAAAUUCCAAACUGAACAGCUGCAUAACAAAAUGUAAAAUAAUUAAAAAACUACCAUUAAUAAAAAAUGAAGACCAACUGCAAAUUGUCUCAGAAUAGCACUCUCUAUAUCAUACUAAAAGUUAACUCAAAGGUGAGCAACCCCUUUAAUUAAUUAUUCCAUUCCCUUCCUAUGUCUGCCUCAAUUUGACCCUGUAUUGAUUUUUAAUUUAAUUUGAUCACUUGAGCUGUUUUAGUCCAUUCGGAAUGCAAUUAUACACUGUUCUGUGCAAAACUGUUGGCUACAAAGGUCAAAAGUAUUAUCCGGAAGCCCGUUAUCCAGAAAGUUCCAAAUUACAGGAAGGCCAUCUCCCAUAGGCUCCACUAUAAGCAAAUAAUUCUAAUUUUUAAAAUUUCCUUUUUCUCUGUAAUAAUAAAACAGUACCUUGUACUAUAAUAAUCUAUAAUUAAUACUAUACUUAAUACUAUAAUACUAUCUAUAAUAUUAUAAUGAAUCCUUAUUGGAGGCAAAACAAGCCUAUUGGGUUUAAUGUUUCCAUGAUUUUUCAGUAAACUUAAGGUAUGAAGAUCUAAAUUACAGGAAGGUUUUCCAGAGACCCCAGGUCCCGAGCAUUCUGGAUAACAGGUUCCGAUACCUGUACAUAUAUUAUUAUCACUAAGUCACUUUUUUUGUAAUUUAACUCAAGUGAUAUGAUGUUUAGGUAAAUCAAGCCCUUAAAGUUAAUAAUGAGUACUUUGCCUUUUAAAGCAGUGCCCUGAUUAAAAUGACUUGCAUUGAAUUUGCUAUUCAGUUUAAAGUGAAAAGAAAGCAAAAAGAAGUGAAAAGAAGCAAAACUUGACACCAAGUUUUCAAUCUGCCAUUCAUGAAAAUCGAUUCUUUUGUUAUUUUCCAUGUCAUCAAAGUUUCCAGAUCUACCCAAGUCUUCCUAUUAAUCAAGCCGUGUCUCUGGCACUCGUGGGCUAUAAUGUGAUGCCCUACAGGAAUUUCUAUCCGUGUAUAUAUCUCUCCCCUUCUUGGCUCACUCUACUUUCUGAUUAGUUUCCUCUCCUUGAUGUGGAGCGGUGAUUGCCUUGUUCAUCUUAAAAAUAACCAUCAUUUGAUUGCUCCGCUUAUGUUUAAUUGCCUCCAUAUUUCUCAUCACCUCUUUUUCUGUACAGUUCAGGUGUCGAUAUACAGUUCAGGAUUUGUCAUGGAACUAAAGUUAAAGGAAUGCAUCUCACUAUCCCAGUCAUUCCUGAGCUUUUUGUUCACUGAUCAAAAUGUGCUGUCUUUUUUUCUAAUACAACAGGGCUGAAAGGACAACAAAAUCCCUGCAUAGCCUAAUAUUUUUUUAUUCACUAUGGCUUAGGAGGUUGCUGUUGGGCUGACUUUAUUACAAAAAGUAAUUACUGACCCAUCGGCCAAUAGAGAUUGUGGGUUUUAUAGUUUAGUAAGAACGACUAGUUUUGGCAAAAACGACUGCCUAUAGGCAGUGCAACAACUAUCUAAUAAAGAUCAUGGCAUUGGCGCAAUGCAAAAUUCUAAAUUCUUUUCUAAUUAAUGCUACUUUGCUAUUACAUUGCAUUAAGCUAACUAUAAAUUUAAGGAUUUAGUUGUUUAGCAAUAUAAUAAGCAAAUCUUUCCUCAAUAUGCCAACCCUAAGGUGGGCGGUACUUGGCUGAGGACACAAGGGCCAAUAAUUGGAGCCAAUGAAGUCUCUGCCAGGCGGGAAAAGAAAAAGGUUCAUGAUCAUUCGUUGCUCUAUACUUUCUCUGUAUGCCCUUACAGCUCUGGUGGAUAUAAACAUUCCUAAGCAGCAUUAUGAGAUAAAACAUUCCAAUUUCCUACAUGUAAAAUGAAGUUUUCAUUAGAGUUACAUAAUCGUCAUUACAUUCCAAACAAAGGUAUAACAUAGGUAUCACUGUGGCCUUACCAUUGUUUCUCCCUCCUUUCCUACUGGUAAUGGAGUCAGAAGUCCGUACGGCAGAGAGGAAGUUUGCCUUUUACUGCAUAGAUCAGAAUUUUGGUUUUGUUUAACAUCUUUUUCCAGUACAAUGGCAUUCAAGACUAAUGUUUAAUCUACCUGCUCAAACUACACUUUUAAUCCGACCUCUCCAACUAAAAUACUUUUGUAAUAAUAUGCAUGAGAUUUUAAUAUGAGAUAUUUGUAUAAUAUGCACUUGGAGGUCUUCACUGCAUGAAUUGUGAAAACAGUAAGCUCAACCCUUCACUCCCAGAGGACUUUUAAUGUGUGGCCUUGCCUCUAGAAGAGAUGGGGUACAUUGUUCCGCAUACCCUCAAAGCAUCUUUAGAGAAAAACAAUCAAAACAAAAUCGAUACAUUUUUUUAGAAGAUGAUGUUUUUGUGACAAUUCCAAAAGUUAAUGAGUUGUUUAUACUGUACAUCCAGAGAAAUUGAAAAGAUCUUUACAAGUAAGAAAUAUAUAUUUUUAAAGUGUAACUACUUUGGUGGUCAAGGAAUCUGAUUUGUAUCAAAAUAUAUAUGGUUUUUUUUAAAAGAGAUAUUAACCUCAGGUACUAAAUUGCAUGAAUUUGCAUUGGCGUACUUUCAAUCUAUUAACCCAAAGCAUGCAUUACUAUGUACCAUAAUGUAAAUAUACAUGAUACAUUAAGAAUAGAUAAUAAAACAUC
Messenger RNA from Xenopus tropicalis (tropical clawed frog), 7537 nucleotides. RefSeq names its product peroxisomal biogenesis factor 5-like (gene pex5l). The transcript is spliced from 14 exons. NCBI's taxonomy places the organism in Eukaryota, Metazoa, Chordata, Amphibia, Anura, Pipidae. The record is from RefSeq and is a predicted model, not a curated record. The coding region runs from base 398 to 2188 and encodes 596 amino acids. Gene Ontology annotation, cellular component: membrane; cytoplasm.